AUGGAUGAUGUAACGGUACCAUGCAAGUGGACGAAUGAACAUUACAGCCCAGAAAGAUGGAUCUCGGAGCUGAGUGACGGUCCGUUUCUCGAGAAUGCAGAAAAACAACUCACUGUCCUCCGUCUAUACGAGAAAGCCACUGAAGACAUGAUUCAGGAUAUGGAAGACACUAAACGUGAGAUGGGAUCCUUGAGAGAUGAUCUUUCUCAGAAUUGGCGGAAUGCUACCGGUAGUCAUGCACAAAGAUAUUUCGACAUGCUUGCUAAAACCAACUCUAUCAUCCGUAACCACAAGUCGCUGAUGACUAGGUUUGUAAUUCCGUAUCUCUACUGUGCCAGCAACAUAGAUUCGUUGAAGGAAGCCAUCCAUAUGGUAAAGGAGAGUAGCGCGUAA
Guillardia theta CCMP2712 is the source of this 393-nucleotide messenger RNA. RefSeq lists its product as hypothetical. The record is from RefSeq and is a predicted model, not a curated record. The transcript has a single exon. Bases 1 to 393 code for a protein of 130 amino acids. NCBI's taxonomy places the organism in Eukaryota, Cryptophyceae, Pyrenomonadales, Geminigeraceae.